AUGGGAGACAAAGAUAGGGCGCCUCAAAAUGUCUCAAAAGAAAAGGUCACUCCAGAACACGGUGCGGAAAGUAAUUCCGAUGACGAGAGACUCGACAUUCUGGGCUACAAGCAGGAGCUCCGUCGCAAUCGCUCCCUUAUCACUCUACUCUUUCAAACGCUUGCUAUAGCCGCAAUUCCCUACAGUGAGGGAAGCCCACUCAUCAGCGCCAUAUACGGCGGAGGGCCGAUGUCCAUCUUCAUUGGCUGGAUCAUCGUCGGCAUCCUAUACCAAUGCGUCGCGCUGUCGCUCGGCGAGCUCGUAUCGCGAUAUCCAACCUCUGCCGGGCCCUACUACUGGUCUCAUCAACUAGCGCAGAAACACAAAUCCACCCUAUCUUUCCUUACCGGCUGGGUAUGGCUCAUCGGUAACUGGACGAGCAUUCUCUCCACGAACUUCGGCUUCGCCUCCAUGGCCUCGGCCUCGGUUUCCAUGUUCCACCCCAGCUGGAACCCGCGCAGCUGGGAACUUCUGCUGAUGUUCUACGCCGUCUGCAUUGGCACCUUUCUAGUCUGCACAUUCGGUAAUCGCUUCCUCCCUCAUAUCGACUCUUUCUGCACGGCCUGUACAGCUUUGACCAUCAUCGUUGUGCUCAUCGCAUUAUCCGUCACCGCUUCCACCGGCCGCCACACAGCCGCCUACGCCCUCGGCCACUACGACACGCAAUUAUCCGGUUGGGGAGGCUUGACCUUCUUCAUCGGCCUCCUCCCAGCAGCGUACACCUUCUGCGGACUGGGAAUGGUCACCGCAAUGGCCGAAGAAUGCGUCGCGCCGGCGCGUACCGUCCCACAAGUCCUCAGCCUCCACAUCCCCGUCGGCGGCCUCGCAGGCCUCCUCUUCAUCCUUCCCAUCUGCUUCACCCUGCCUGCUCUCGAAGAUAUUCUCAACGCACCCGCCGGGCAGGCCUUGCCCUACAUUUUUCACCGCGUCAUGGGCACCCCCGGCGGCGGUCUCGCCCUGACCAUUCCAGUUCUGAUCCUCGCCUUCUUCGGCUCCAUCAGUUCGACUGUCGCCAGCUCCAGAGCUACCUACGCCUUCGCGCGCGACAACGGCCUCCCUUUCUCUCGCUUCUGGGCUCAUGUCCACAACCCUUACGCCUUAUCCUCGGCCUCAUCGUCAAGCAACAACAAGCCCGACAACAUCCCGGUUAACGCGCUCCUAGGCGGCACCGUCCUCCAGAUGUUCCUUGGGCUCAUCAACCUAGGCAGCACCAGCGCCUUCACCGCCUUCGUCUCCGUCGGCACCAUUGCCCUAUCCCUCGCAUACGCCAUUCCUAUCGCGUUGAGUCUGAUGCAUCGUCGCACGGAAGUCUCCCGCGCCCCGUGGACAUGUGGGCCCCUCCUCGGCCCCGUCGUGAACGUGAUCUCCCUGGCGUGGAUCAUUCUCGGACUAUUCCUAUUCAGCCUCCCCACCGCGCUGCCAGUCACGCCGUCGUCAAUGAAUUAUGCUGCGGUAGUGUUGGUGGGGUUGUUGGGGUUGGCAUUGGCGUGGUAUGUGGCCUAUGGGUACAAAGUGUACAAAGGUCCGCCGUCGGAAGCCACGGGCUUUCGAUCGUAG
Aspergillus homomorphus CBS 101889 is the source of this 1596-nucleotide messenger RNA. Its product is annotated as putative amino acid permease. Gene Ontology annotation, biological process: transmembrane transport. The record is from RefSeq and is a predicted model, not a curated record. The transcript is spliced from 2 exons. Gene Ontology annotation, molecular function: transmembrane transporter activity. Lineage: Eukaryota; Fungi; Ascomycota; Eurotiomycetes; Eurotiales; Aspergillaceae. The coding region runs from base 1 to 1596 and encodes 531 amino acids. Gene Ontology annotation, cellular component: membrane.